Maniola jurtina (meadow brown) is the source of this 4090-nucleotide messenger RNA. RefSeq names its product indole-3-acetaldehyde oxidase-like. NCBI's taxonomy places the organism in Eukaryota, Metazoa, Arthropoda, Insecta, Lepidoptera, Nymphalidae. Gene Ontology annotation, molecular function: oxidoreductase activity; FAD binding; iron ion binding. Bases 97 to 3945 code for a protein of 1282 amino acids. The transcript is spliced from 16 exons. The record is from RefSeq and is a predicted model, not a curated record.
AGCAUGUCUCAUGCUACUAUGGUGUAUUUUACCUUUGCACCAUUAGACCGUAUAGUAAGGUUGAGACUCAAUUUUUUUAAGAUUCUCGUUUAAAGUAUGGCCGAAAUUGUUUUCAAAAUAAAUGGGAAAGAACAUAGAGUGGACGGCAAAUUCGGCCCAGACGUGACUCUCAAUGAAUAUAUUAGAAACGUGGCUCAUCUCCGUGGAACUAAAGCCAUGUGUCGUGAAGGUGGCUGCGGCGCUUGCGUGGUCAACGUCCAAACUGCAUUACCACCGAGCAAUGAAAUCAAAACAUUUGCUGUCAACUCUUGUCUGGUAUCAGUUUUGUCAUGUCAUGGAUGGGAUAUUACGACAAUAGAAGGCAUAGGUAACGAAAGGACUGGUUAUCAUGAAAUUCAAAAACGGCUUGCACAUUUUAAUGGAUCUCAGUGCGGAUAUUGCUCUCCGGGAUUUGUGAUGAACAUGUACAGUCUCUACAUGUCCAAAAAUAAAAAUUUGACAACUAAGGAAGUCGAGAAUUCAUUCGCAAGCAACAUUUGUCGAUGUACUGGUUACCGACCAAUAGCUGAAGCCUUUAAAUCAUUCGCAGUUGAUGCUGACAAAGCAUUACGUGAUAAAGUUAUUGACUUAGAAGAUUUAAAUUUAGUAAAAUCUUGCACUAGAGAUUGUUCUGAUAGAAAAUGCCUAAAUAAAAAGUCUUUGAGUAAAAACAGUAAUGCACUUAAUGAUAAAAAUGAUACUAGUUGGUGUAUGAUUGAAAAUCCAAACAACAAGACGUUUACGGUGACAAGUCCAGCACAUAAAUGGCUUAAAGCAUAUUAUUUAGAAGAUGUAUUUAAAGCUAUCCAAAGUGACAAUAACUACAAAUUGAUCGCAGGAAACACUGGACAAGGGGUGAAUCAAAUGACUGAUUACCCAACAAAUAUUAUAGACAUUUUCAGUGUAUCUGAACUUAAAGAACAUGUUCUGGAUGUUAAUUUGAUUUUGGGAGCUGGUAUAUCUUUGUCAUCAUUGAUGGAAAUUUUUCAUAGCCUGUCUACAGCAGACGAAGAUUUUAAAUAUUUAAAGGAACUAUACGACCACUUAGAUUUAGUAGCCCAUAUUCCUGUUCGAAAUAUUGGGACCAUAGGUGGAAACCUCAUGCUCAAACACAUUAAUAAUGAAUUUCAAUCUGAUUUGUUUCUUCUAUUUGAAACUGUUGGUGGAAUGGUAACAUUAGCUGAAGGAAAAGGAAAGAACAUAACAAUGACGCUUCCUGAAUUCCUGAAAGUUGAUAUGAAUGGAAAAGUUAUCAUAAAUGUCAUACUUCCACCUUUAUCUCAAUGUUGCUCUCUCAAAACCUACAAGAUUAUGCCUCGAGCCCAAAAUUCUCAUGCAAUUGUCAAUGCCGGAUUUUUGUUCAAAUUUCGUAACAACUCUCAGCUACUUGAAAGUGCUACUUUAGUUUUUGGAGGAAUAUCUAGAAAUUUUAUACAUGCGGCAACAACUGAGGCUAUAUUAAUUGAUAAAGAUCCCUACACUAAUGAGACAUUACAAUUAGUCCUCAAAAGUCUGCACGAAGAGAUCCAGCCUGAAGAGAAUCCACUGGAACCUUCGGCUGAAUAUAGAAAAAUGCUUGCCGUCAGUCUAUAUUAUAAAGCAAUUCUUUACUUUUGUCCUGAUCAUAAAGUAAAUCCAAUAUAUAAAUCUGGUUGGAAGGUAUUCAAAAGAGAGACAUCUAAAGGAAGCCAAAGUUUUGAAACUGAUAAAAGUGUUUGGCCUUUGAAUCAACCAGUAUCAAAAUUAGAAGCAUUAGUUCAAUGUGCUGGUGAAGCAGAAUUUUCAAAUGACAUCCCUGUAAUGAAUGAUGAAGUUUUUGCUGCAUUUGUUACGGCUGAUGUUAAUCCAGGAAGUGUGAUAAGUAGUUUUGAUACAGAUCAAGCUUUUAAUAUUUCUGGAGUGUCAGGAUUUUAUACUGCCAAGGACAUACCAGGAAAUAAUUCCUUUACGCCUUCAAAAAUUCCAAUGAUGGAUGCCGACGAGGAAAUUUUAUGUUCUGGAAAAGUAAUGUAUUACGGGCAACCAGUUGGAAUUAUAAUAGCUGACAGAGAACAGACAGCUCAAAAAGCUGCUAAGCUCGUUAAAGUAAAUUAUUCUUUAAUGAGUACAAAGAAGCCUUUGUUGACAAUAGAUAGUGUCCUUCAGUCUCCAGAAAAAAACGAAAGAAUGGUUAAGAAUCAAAUUAUAGAACCGACAGAAGUCGGCAAUGAUAUUAAACAUGUCUUAAGUGGAGAGUUAAAAUUAAAAGGACAGUAUCAUAACUAUAUGGAACUGCAGACAUGCGUAGCGAUCCCUACAGAAGAUGGCUUGGAUGUAUAUUCAUCGAAUCAGUGGUUAGAUUUAGUUAGUGUAGCUAUUGCUGAGUGUCUUAAUCUUCCAGUGAACAGAAUAAACGUAAUAGUCCGUAGAUUGGGUGGAGGGUAUGGAGGUAAAAUAUCUCGCGCUUCUCAGAUAGCAUGCGCUGCAGCAUUAGUUGCACAUUUAGAGAGAAAACCCUGCAGAUUUAUAUUGCCUUUAGUAACCAAUAUGAAAGCUAUUGGGAAAAGAUUGCCGCUAAAUAGCAAAUUCGAGGUAGGGGUAAAUGAAGAGGGCGUUAUUCAAUAUCUGAAAACUGCUUUCCACCAAGACCAUGGAUAUUCUUUCAAUGAAAAUAUAUCAGCAAGAACAAUCACUCAUUUAUACAGCUGCUACGAUCCGAGACGAUGGAAGAUAGAAUCAUAUAGCAUCAUCACUGACACCGCAUCAAAUACAUUUUGCAGGUCACCAUCGUCCACAGAAGGUGUUGCAAUGAUUGAGAAUAUAAUGGAAUAUAUCGCAUUUAAUAUUGGGAAAGACCCUAUGCAAGUACGGCUCUCAAAUAUGGAAACACAAAACAAUCCUUUUCCAGACAUGAUAAAUCAAUUGAAAACCGAUGCCGAGUACGAUAGGCGUAAUGAGGAAAUUACUGCAUACAAUAAACAGAACCGAUGGAUGAAGAGAGCUUUGAAAUUAAUGCCCAUGACGUUCGAAAUAUAUUACUUCGGGAAUUAUAAUUCAGUAGUAUCAAUUUAUCACGCGGACGCCUCAGUUGUAAUUUGUCAUGGUGGCAUAGCUAUGGGACAAGGACUGAAUACCAAAGUAGCUCAAGUAUGCGCUUUUGUAUUAGGCAUACCUUUAGAGAAAAUCAGAAUAAAACCAAGUACAAGCGUGGUUUCACCGAAUGCAAUGGUUACUGGUGCAAGCAUUGGUAGCGAAUGCGUCGCUUUUGCGACCAAAAAAGCAUGUGAGAUACUUUUAGAAAGGUUGGCACCUAUCAAAGCGAAAGGUUCGGUUUCUUGGGAGGAACUUAUUACUAAAGCAUAUCAAGAAGGUGUAAAUUUACAAGCAUCGUACGUGUUUUCGACUAAAGAUGAACUGAAAUCGUAUAACGUGUAUGCAGCUUGCGCUCUAGAAGUAGAAGUUGAUACACUUACUGGUAAUCAUGAUGUAAGAAGGGUAGAUUUACUUGAAGAUACAGGACGAAGUUUAAGUCCUCUAAUAGAUGUUGGUCAGAUAGAAGGCGCCUUCGUGAUGGGUCUAGGUUACUGGACGUCAGAGAACCUUAUCUACGACCAGUCGACAGGCGAACUACUAACUAACCGUACAUGGACGUACAAACCGCCUGGAAUCAAAGAUAUCCCCGCUGACAUGAGGAUUUACUUUCGUAGAAACGCGGGGAACGAACAUGGUCUACUUCAAUCUAAAGCCACAGGAGAACCGGCAUUUUGCCUGGCCACAAUAGUCCUCCACGCUUUUCGGGAGGCAAUCCGCAACGCUCGACUCGACGCGGGCUAUCCAGAUCAGUGGGUCGAUAUAGGUAUACCAUGCACAGCGGAGAAUAUUUUCAUGGCGCUUGAGCAUAAAAUAGAACAUUUUAUAUUGCAGUAAUGCGGACAAGGAAGUAUAAAAUACUCCUCACCUUGCUGGUGUGAAGGAAAUAUACAUUAGGGUCUUUACGCACUGCAUCCAAUUCAAAUCCGAGAAUUCUUGAUCUGAAUUAUCCGUGAUCAACCCAUUUCCGCCCCACUACUGA